This is a messenger RNA of Guyanagaster necrorhizus, 1111 nucleotides long. RefSeq names its product class I glutamine amidotransferase-like protein. The coding region runs from base 196 to 966 and encodes 256 amino acids. The record is from RefSeq and is a predicted model, not a curated record. The transcript has a single exon. Lineage: Eukaryota; Fungi; Basidiomycota; Agaricomycetes; Agaricales; Physalacriaceae. Gene Ontology annotation, cellular component: cytosol; nucleus.
UUCCUGCCCGGCACCUUUAGAGCAGUCAUUUUAGGGACCUCAUCUUUUCAUGUCGACCGUGACCUCGACUUUUUGGAUCGAUGUCUCCCCUAUAAUGUAUCGGAUAUCUAAACGUAGGAAGACGCGGGUUUUCCCGCACCGGCCCGACCCUUUUCCGAUGCGGAAUAUCGGAUAUGCACCACUUGUCUUUCCAGUAUGUCUCCAAUGAAGCUUGCCAUUCUUCUGUGCGAUACGCCUUUACCCGCAGUCGUUUCCACGUACGGAGACUACACCGUAAUCUUCCAUCGCCUUCUCUCUUCCGCCCCUUCCGCCCCUUCAUUCACACUCGAUCCCUAUGACGUCGUUUCUGCCAAGGCCUAUCCUGAAGAUCCAACUUCCUACGACGCAAUUCUGCUGACUGGAUCCAAACACUCUGCUCACGAAAACGAUGCAUGGAUACACAAGCUGGUGGAUUUCGUUCGAACCACUGCUUCCUUGCAUCCACAGGUGAAACUCAUUGGGAUCUGCUUCGGACAUCAAAUUAUCGCCCGUGCGUUGGGCGGGGAUAAGGCAUGUGUGGUCAACACGGCUGGCUGGGAGGUCGGUCCGACCAAGAUUGAGCUGACGCCGCUGGGGGAGAAGAUUUUUGGCAAGCCAGGCGAAUUGGUGAUGCAGCAGAUGCAUCGGGAUCAUGUGCCGUCACUCCCGCCAGGAUUUCAUCUGCUCGCGUCAACAUCUGUUGCUCCCGUGCAAGGAAUGGUCAAAUUUCAGGAUGGGCAGGAGGAGGAUGUGCAUAUCUUUGCGGUCCAGGGCCACCCUGAAUUUACUGAGCCUAUGGUAUCCAUUAUGGUGGAGACAAGGGGUGCAAGUGGUAUCCUGAGCAAAGAGAUCGUGGAAGAUGUGGGUAAACGGAAGGAUAUGCCAACGGAUGGUGUCCUUGUCGCCAAUUCCAUUUGGAGGAUCUUGCAGUCGAGCAGACAUUCUUGACUCCAACUGGUUCGAUUCUUCACAUGAGAAAUGACAGGAAUUGUACGAGCUUAUACCUGUGUACUGAUCGGAGUAGUUCAUGGUAGACUGCUGUAGAGACUCCAGUAUUAUAAAGUUACUCGUGUUAAUCAUUCUUCCACCUCCC